AUGAGAAGAGCAGAUUACGACCAAGUUCCGAAUCGAAUAAUCCCGCCUCAAGGCUCGGCGCUUGACCCGCGAUACGAGAGAAGUGCUCGCAUACUUCCGGCGCCCACUAUCCGUCAACCGCUUCUUGGCAACGCUCCUCCGCAAGUCGCAUCAUAUGCCAACGGUUAUGAAUCAGCCUAUAAUAACUACAACAUGGAUCCUUCGAGAAGACGUGGAUUCGAUAAAGGACCAUUGGGAGAAGACUUGCGACGCGUUGAUGGGCAUCGACCGCUGAUGAGAAACCCAAGACUCGCUGUAGAACACGUUGGUGGAGACAUGGAUAUCUCGAGAAGCAGAUCGCCGUCUCCAGAAGUGCAGGUUAUCAAGGCGCGCUCGGUUCGAGAUGAUCGAAAGAAGUAUCGUGGCGAUAGCAGUCGCAGAAGAUCGCGCUCCAGGUCAAGAUCGCCUUCUCGUAGCGAUCGUGGAGACCGUGAUCAUCGAAGAGCUCCAAACCCAUUGAGAAUGGAUCGGGAUGACUAUGAUCGGGAGAGAGUCAAUAGCCGAUAUGAGGAUCCACCGCCACAGAUACGCGACGGGAUCGUGCACACCAGUGAGAACUACUUUGACUUCUUGAUGCACUACGUGGACACACUGCACGAUCAGCUUCAAGUAAGCCGUGGUAACGCGCCGGUGGUUAGAAGGAUGAAUAUGACUAUCACUGAAGCGUCUCCCCUUGAAAAGAAGACUAUCGUGCUCCCACCGAUUUUCGAUGACUCGGAUCGAGAGAGAAUGCUGCAUUGUGACACCACCAUCGCCGGUCUUCCAACCUCGAUAUUCUAUGGUAGUGGCUAUGGACCACGUGUUCAUUAUGCAAAGUAUUCUGCUGCUAAGGAUUUGAUAGAUAAAUGUCAUAGAAUCGGAGUCUUGUCUAGCGUUCUCUACGCAGCGAUUGGCGAUUUUGAACGCGUUGAUAACGACUUCAAAGUGCGAUUCGCGAAUCACAUUUCCAAGGCUGUCAAUGCGGUGAUCCUGUUGAUUCAGAGAAUGACUACAGUCAAACUUCUACGCUUUCUGUUGAAUAAAAAAUUAGAAGAAUUUUAUCCCCGAUUUUCAGAGCGUCGAAAAGUGGACAACGCGAUGUGCCUCUUCACCUAUUUCGAGCAAAUUCCGUGGGCGUUGAUGGGCGGGAUGACGAUGAUUCCAGAGGCGUCAGUCAGAAAGCUAUUACCUCCAGAGAGCAUAUAUAACGCGUGGCGCUGUCAAUUCUUUCAAUCGCUACAGUAUCUGCUCCCUCAAAUGAUUUUCAGCAGAAUCGCACGAUUCGUAGAUAGGGGUGACUGGUGCACCGAAGUGAUCACAGGCGAGCAGUUUAGAGAAGUGAUUCAGCGAGUUCGAAAGGCGAAAUUGAAUCCAAUGUACACCAUCCUGUGGACCACGAAACCAACGGAUUUUGAUCCCCGAAAUCAGCAAUUUGCGAAUGCAAGAUCAGCACUGAUCAGACAAAUGGAAGCGGAAGUGAAAUCAUUAUGGACGUACGAGACAAUAGGAAUGUAUCUAAAAAUGUAUUUCUAA
This is a messenger RNA of Caenorhabditis briggsae, 1551 nucleotides long. NCBI's taxonomy places the organism in Eukaryota, Metazoa, Nematoda, Chromadorea, Rhabditida, Rhabditidae. The record is from RefSeq and is a predicted model, not a curated record.